AUGCUCUGCGCAGGGGACGCCUCUGCCAUGCCGACCGCGGCGGACACGAGUGGCGCCGCCCCCGCGGGCAGCGCCGCCGCCGGCGAGGCGGGGCCCGCUGGCGCCGCGGGGGCGCGCGGCGCGGCUGCGGGGAGGCCUGCGCCAGGGCCGCGGCCCGGCACGCGCGGGCCGGGCGGGGCGGACGCCUCGGUGCCCACGAGGUACGAGGCCGUGCACGUGCUCGGCUCUGGGGCCUUCGGGACGGUCUUCAUGGCGAGGGACCGCGAGACCGGCGGCAGGGUGGCGCUCAAGCGAUUGAUGGUCAGCGCUGGCCAGGACGGCGUGCCCGGGAGCGUCAUCCGCGAGGUGUCGCUGCUGCGCGAUCUCGUCCACCCGAACAUCGUGCGGCUCAAGGAUCUGCAGAUCGUCGGCCUCAACGGGAUCGAGCUGAUCUUCGAGUACAUCAAGGACGACCUGCACCAGGUUUUGAAGGGCUACCGGAGGGAGGGCACCCAGCUGCCCAUGGAGAAGGUCGUGCGGUAUUCACAAGAUCUCCUCAACGGGAUCCACGCGUGCCACACGCGCAUGGUGAUCCAUCGUGACCUCAAGCCGCAGAACGUUCUCAUCCACCCCGUGGACGGCCUCAAGAUCUGCGACUUUGGCAUGGCCCGCCUCGCCUCGCUCACCGUCACGAGCUACACCCAGGAGGUCGUCACCCUGUGGUAUCGUGGCCCAGAGUUGCUGCUGGGGCAUCCCACCUACGACCUGCCGGUGGACAUGUGGUCUGCGGGGUGCGUCCUUGCCGAGAUCGCCACUGGCUGCCCGACAUUCCCCGGGGACUCCGAGAUUGGCACACUCUUCAAGAUCAUGCAGCUGCUGGGCUCCCCCACGGAGGCCACCUGGCCAGGCUUCGAGACCAGCCUGCCGCUCUGGAGCCCCCUGUACCCGAGCUGGCCGCCCUCCGGCCUCAAGACGAUACGCGACCAGCGCCCAGAGCUCGGCGAUGCCGGGAUGGACCUGGUCCGCUCCCUGCUGACCAUGAACCCCGCGGCCCGGUCGACCGCCCGGAAGGCCAAGGCCCACGCCUGCUUCUCGCGGCCCGGCUCAGCUCCACCGAGGGGCGCCCCCUCCUCAUGA
Molecule: messenger RNA, 1116 nt
Organism: Prorocentrum cordatum
Lineage: Eukaryota; Dinophyceae; Prorocentrales; Prorocentraceae
Source: the annotation of a GenBank genome assembly